Messenger RNA from Rodentolepis nana, 2244 nucleotides. NCBI's taxonomy places the organism in Eukaryota, Metazoa, Platyhelminthes, Cestoda, Cyclophyllidea, Hymenolepididae. The record is from the annotation of a GenBank genome assembly.
AUGGGCACAGCUCACUCCCAACAUUCAGCUUCAGUUCGUGUCUCCCCAGUCUGUGGAUAUCCUAAAAACGCCUCCAACAUUGGAACAAAGCCCAUUUCCAUCCAUAGUGAAGGGCCUAGUACAGAGGGAACACGAGUUACAACGGGUUCAGAACCCCAUCUCGCUUCCGCCUCCGUUCGAUCGAUCUACAAACAAGCUGGAAAUAAUCUAAAUACUCGAUGGAAUUCUAGACGAAAGGAUUACGCUUCCAGAAAUGAAACGGGUCGACUGAGCGCUAAUGGGAAUGUUUAUGACUGUGGUCCUCUAGAUAGUACUGGCUGGACAAGAAGCUCAUCUAGAAAGAAGAUUCGACCUCGAGCAUUGAAACAGGCCUCACACAAUUCAACUAACUCCUCAUAUAUUGCUGAUUGCAGUCCGGAUAGAAGCGCGGCUGCACAAAGUGAUCUCCAUGUUUCUGAUCGCGAUAGCUUUGUUGCUGUCAACGAACAUCAGUUGCGAUUAGGGCUCAACAGACUCUCUUCCAUUGAUGGAACCUGCAGUACAAAUGGCCACUUAAACAGCUUUAAUUCCCCAUCAAGAUGUUAUUUAGCUUCAAGUGGUUAUACCAAUCGGAGGUCCAACCCUUCAGAAGAAGAUCAGAUAUCAUGCCAUCUAGCACAACGUCGGCACCUCUCUGAACUAUGUCUUCACCUUGACGGAUUAAAUAAUUUAAACCAUCACCGAAUUCCCUCUGCCCUUCGUUCUCCAAGAAAAUCCCAACCCCCUGUGGCUCCAUGUUUUAUUCAGACUUAUGAUUUUGGAACACAAACAGCAGAUGUUGGACAUUUUGCCAGAAUGACAACUACCUCGGCGUCUAUGUAUGCUCCGAAAUCUCAGUUGAAAUCGCCAUCUUGCCAAGCUACUCCAGCCAAAUCUACUCAUAGACGAUCUACUUACCUGGCCGCUCCAUACUCAUCUCGUUCCCCACUCAGUAGUGAAGCAGAACUUCUCAGUCCUGAGAAUGAUGAAACAGAGGAUGCUGCUUUGGAUAAUUAUCACGACUACGCUAACCUCCCCCAUUCUCGAUCCCGAUCGUUGAAAAUACCGAAAAGGUCCCAACUGACCCACCAACAAGCUUCAAAAUCUGUUGGGGUUAAGUUAAAAUCCGAGGAGUGCUAUGAGGAUACCGGACGUAUUCCAUUACCAAGUCGUCGUCUUUCAAAAUCCCGAUGGCGAUUCAUGUCUAGAGGAAAGAAUCUCACCAAAUCCCUAUCUUGCUAUGCUCUCAAGUUCUUUGGCCAGCAGAAUAGGAGUUAUGAAUCCUCUGAUCAACUCCUUGUGAGCACUAGUCAGUAUGGACCACAGGCCCCGUCCAAACCUACCACAGUGACUAUGUUGAAAAGGGGAGCAACGACUAGAGAUGCCCCUAAUUCCACUCCAGAUGAUCUUGUACAUACUCUCCAGCGGGUCCUUCGACUUGGCCAAUCAGAGGAAACAGAAAAGGUUACUCACACUGUUUCCAUUCAAAAUAAGAUUAAUCGGAGUUUGAGUGCUUUCGAAAAUCAGGAUUCGAUGGCUCAAAGACGUCAUGUCAUGCAAAGAUCGACUUUCCAACAUUCCACAAAAGAAAGUAAAAGACGAGAUAAGUAUUCACUCCUUCAAACUACCAGUACAAAGGAACUUCUCCAUUGUCUUUCUAUUUUUAUUCUCAAGAACUGCAACAAUCUUUGUGAAACACAUAAUACAAGUUCACCCCUAUAUCCAGAGGAAAUUAUCGCUUGGAUUCGAGAUAUUGACAGGGCGCUGAUACAGCAGGGUUGGACAGAUAUACCAUUUCUCAGUCCAGUGAAUGUAGUUUUUCUUUUCAUUAUGAUCAAGGAUUUUGUGGAUUCGAGUAUAACCUGCAGUCGUGAACUUCAUUCACUUGUAAUGGUCUGUCUCUACCUUUCCUAUGGAUACAUGGGGAACGAAAUUAGCUAUCCCCUGAAACCUUUUUUGAACGCAGAGAUUCUUUAUAGCACGCUACAUGAAAAUGAUCCCCAGCGAUUUCGGAAUAUAAACGCCAAUGAUUCGAUGUCAUCGAGGAAUCCAAAAGUGACUAAUCGAUUUCGAGAUGCCUUCUGGGAUACUUGCGUUCGAGUCUUGAAAUGCAAAAGUAAGGAUAUGCUUAAACUCAAUGCUGACUUUGGAUUCUUUACUCAGAGCAUAGUUGAGCUGCGUUCUUAUGCCAAUUCCACUGAUCAACAGCGGAAUUCGUCUGCUUAA